Messenger RNA from Chanos chanos (milkfish), 1907 nucleotides. RefSeq names its product DET1 partner of COP1 E3 ubiquitin ligase (gene det1). NCBI's taxonomy places the organism in Eukaryota, Metazoa, Chordata, Actinopteri, Gonorynchiformes, Chanidae. The transcript has 5 exons. Gene Ontology annotation, molecular function: ubiquitin protein ligase binding; ubiquitin-like ligase-substrate adaptor activity. The record is from RefSeq and is a predicted model, not a curated record. Bases 1 to 1680 code for a protein of 559 amino acids. Gene Ontology annotation, biological process: positive regulation of proteasomal ubiquitin-dependent protein catabolic process; protein ubiquitination. Gene Ontology annotation, cellular component: cullin-RING ubiquitin ligase complex; nucleus.
AUGUCAGCUGUCAACAAUCUGACAAUGGAGGACUAUUUCCCUACACUGAAACCAAGACGCAUCCAAAACCAGAAUGUCGUACAUCGACUGGAGCGUCGUCGCAUCUGCUCGGGCCGUCCCGGCGCCCACUGGUACCGUGUCCGGUGUUUCCAUCAGAACCUUUUCCCAAACUUCACCGUGGUCAACGUGGAGAAACCCCCCUGCUUCUUACGCAAGUUCUCUCCAGACGGACGCUGCUUCAUCGCUUUCUCUUCCGAUCAAACCUCGCUGGAGAUUUACGAGUACCAGGGAUGUCAGGCGGCCGAGGACCUGCUUCAGGGACAAGAAGGCGAGACACUGGCCAACGGGAACGACCAGCGCUCCCUGAACAUCCGCGGCAGACUCUUCGAACGCUUCUUCUCCCUGCUCCAUGUCACCAACGUGGCCUCUAACGGUGAACAUCUCAACAGGGAGUGUAGUCUGUUUACAGAUGACUGUCGUUACGUCAUAGUGGGAUCAGCUGCUUAUUUACCCGAGGAACCCCAUCCUCAUUUCUUUGAGGUGUAUCGUAACAACGAGUCAGUGACACCUAACCCUCGCUCUCCAUUGGAGGACUACUCACUUCAUAUCAUAGACCUGCACACUGGCAGACUCUGUGACACACGCACGUUCAAGUGCGACAAGAUUAUUUUAUCUCACAAUCAGGGACUGUACUUGUACAGGAACAUCUUGGCAGUUCUGUCUGUGCAGCAACAGACUAUUCACGUCUUUCAGGUCACGGCAGAGGGCACAUUUCUGGACGUGCGUACCAUCGGCCGCUUCUGCUACGAAGAUGACCUUUUGACGCUGUCGGCCGUGUACUCGGAGGCUCAGGCCGAAGGUCAGCCCGGCUUCUCCCGUCUCUACAAGGAGAAAACCAUCAACUCGCUCAAGCACAGGCUGCUGGUGUACCUGUGGCGGCGGGCGGAGCAGGACGGCAGCGCCACUGCCAAGCGUCGCUUCUUCCAGUUCUUCGACCAGCUGCGUCAGUUACGCAUGUGGAAGAUGCAGCUGCUGGAUGAGCAUCAUCUUCUCAUUAAGUACACCAGUGAAGAGGUUGUCACACUACGCGUCACCGACCCCUCACAGCCCUCCUUUUUUGUGGUGUAUAACAUGGUGACCACGGAGGUGUUGGCGGUCUUUGAGAACACCUCUGACAAACUGUUGGAGCUGUUUGAGAACUUCUGUGACCUGUUCCGAAACGCCACGCUACACAGCGAGGCCGUACAGUUCCCCUGCUCCGCCUCCAGCAACAACUUUGCGCGGCAGGUCCAGCGCAGGUUCAAAGACACUAUAGUAAAUGCUAAAUACGGUGGUCACACAGAGGCAGUGAGGAGGCUGCUGGGACAGCUUCCAAUCAGUGCUCAGUCCUACAGCAGCAGUCCAUACCUAGACCUGUCCCUCUUCAGCUAUGACGAUAAAUGGGUCUCGGUCAUGGAGCGACCCAAAACGUGCGGUGACCAUCCUAUAAGGUUCUAUGCGCGGGACUCGGGGUUACUAAAGUUCAAGAUCCAGGCAGGCCUCCUGGGUCGUCCCAUUAACCACGCUGUCAGGAGGCUGGUGGCCUUCACCUUCCAUCCCUUUGAGCCUUUUGCCAUUUCCGUUCAGCGCACCAAUGCAGAGUACGUGGUCAACUUCCACAUGCGCCAUAGCUGUGUAUGACUGAAAACCACGGCAGGCUAGAUACUGUGUGUAUGUGUGUGUUUGUGUGUGUGCGUGCGUGCGUGUGUUGUCUGCCUGCCAGCUUCUCUCAAAAGCCCUUAUCCUCAUAUUUGUGAAGGGAAGAAAGAGGAAAAAGAAGGAUUGGGACCUUGGUUGUCUGUGUCUCCAGUGGAGGGGGUGCCUGAAUGGGUUCCUCUCUGUAUGGAACCAAACAUGGUCAUUGUGGA